AUGCCGCGUGGGACGGGGACUUCCAGGCUGAAAGGCCUUUCUAAAUCUAUCAUCUCACACAGCUUCAGAGGGCGGCAUCGCCAGUCACAUGUGUUGACAGCUGGCAAGCAAUCUCAGCGCCGCGAGGCAGCUGCAAUGAGUUGUCUGGCUCUAGUUCAAGAGAUGUCAUCUGAGGACCGCGAGAUGGUCGAGAACAUGAUCGUUGACCAUGGUGAGGAAGGGUUAGACAUGAGCCAUGCUGGAGGUGAAUUUGAGGCAUUCGAGGGACUUGCCCAUGAAAUCGCUGGGAUCAGUGGAUGCCGCUAUGUAGACCCACGCACUUGUACUGAUCGCAUCGAAAAUGAAACGAACCACUGGAGCAUUCAAAUGGGCUGCCUGGUAGAGGCCUAUUUAGACUAUCGCCACCGCGACUUGGGGGAUGGCAUGCCCAACUGCAAUGGGAUACCUGCAGCAUCACCCUCUGAUGAUACUCAGCGUGUUUCACUGAGUGAAAUUGAACUUAUCGAUAUCUUUAGUCGAAAGUGCUCUUCGCUUCAAUCACAACCCUUCCAUAUGUAUCCUAACGAGACUUUAAUUUAUCACGGCUACAUUGGAUGUGCACCGGUGUAUCCAACUGUUGCUAUAUCUCUCCGUACCCUUGCUGCUUACCAACAAACACAUCCUGUGUGCCCUUCAUUUGGUUUUCAAGCACAGUGCAAAGCUCUCUGCUUUCUUCAUGGUGUAAGCACUCUGCCUUACCUCACCGCACAACUAUCUUCCGCCUUCAACGUCUAUUUGGAAAUUCUCCAUUGUGUGGACCAACGCCUUCACAUGGCCCUGAAACGUGAUACUCCAAAUUGGCGCCUUCUAAACUCCUGUCCUGCAUGCUUUUACAAGCUCGAGGAUGAGCCUAAUCUGGAAUUUGAGUGGCUCGUAUCAAUUGACGGCAACAACAGCCUGAAGAGAUGGGAUUCCAUGACAUACGGGACGAAUGCACAACUUGAUUCUUGA
Messenger RNA from Suillus subalutaceus, 990 nucleotides. RefSeq lists its product as uncharacterized. The record is from RefSeq and is a predicted model, not a curated record. The coding region runs from base 1 to 990 and encodes 329 amino acids. The transcript is spliced from 6 exons. NCBI's taxonomy places the organism in Eukaryota, Fungi, Basidiomycota, Agaricomycetes, Boletales, Suillaceae.